AUGGCUAAGAACAUAGCGAUAUUGUCAUUUUUACUGAUGCUUUUAGUGUUGUUUGAUGUAACAAUAGGCACUCAAAUUUAUAGAGUUGGAGAUUACUUUGGUUGGAACAAUAGUACCAAGAUUGAUUACUCAAAAUGGUCUGCUUCAAAAGAUUUUCACGUCGGCGAUGUUCUUAUGUUCCAGUUCGAUCCCAACAACGAUAAUGUGUUCAGAGUUUCUGCGGAGGAUUUCGCAGGCUGCCGUGCGCCGUCACCGAUCGGCCUCCCCAGCGACGGCCAAGAGUUUUACGCUCUUGACAGUCCCGGCCGGUGGCACUUCAUCUGCAGCAUUCCCGGCCGCUGUGAAGCCGGCGAAAAGCUAGAAAUCGUGGUCCAUCCAUCGGUGUCUUCAGCCCCGUCGUCUCAGCCUUCGUCACCGGUACCUCCGACGACUAAUCCACCGGCCAUGGCUCCUGCUCCGACCCGGUCUCAUCAGAGUGAAAAUCAGCCGGCGCCGCCACCUCAAAAUAAUCCGUCGUCGUCCAGUUCAUCUCCGGCGGGUUCACCCCUUAAUGAAUCUCCGUCGUCAAGUGGUAAACUCAGUCCUGAUCAGUCGCCGUCAAAUUCUCCCGCCGACGAGAAAAGUGCCUCGGUUUCGGUACCGGCGAACGUAUGGGUGGCAGUGGUGGCCGUAGCGGUCUCUGUGUUUUCCAUUGAACGGCGCAACUACUAG
Molecule: messenger RNA, 711 nt
Organism: Ipomoea nil (Japanese morning glory)
Lineage: Eukaryota; Viridiplantae; Streptophyta; Magnoliopsida; Solanales; Convolvulaceae
Product: early nodulin-like protein 2
Exons: 2
Coding region: 1-711 (236 amino acids)
Cellular component (GO): plasma membrane
Molecular function (GO): electron transfer activity
Source: RefSeq, a predicted model, not a curated record